Molecule: messenger RNA, 405 nt
Organism: Arachis ipaensis
Lineage: Eukaryota; Viridiplantae; Streptophyta; Magnoliopsida; Fabales; Fabaceae
Source: RefSeq, a predicted model, not a curated record
AUGGAGUUAAAUGCCAAAGCCAUCAACAUGAUGCACUGUGCUAUCAGCGUCGAUGAAUAUUGGAAGGUAUCUAGAUGCAAGACGGUAAAAGAGAUUUGGGAGAAACUCCAAGUCACUCACGAAUGUACCAAACAAGUCAAAGAAACAAUGAUAGAUAUGCUGCAAAAAGAAUAUGAGAUAUUUUUCAUGAAGGAUGGAGAAAUCAUUGAUGAGAUGUUUGAGAAAUUCUCAAUCAUUAUAAACAGCUUAGAUGUUAUGAAAAUGACCCACAUUGAACAAACACUUGUGAAAAAAGUUCUUAGAAGUCUUACAAAAGAGUGGGAAAUAAAAGCAACCAUGGUAGCCAAGAGAAACAAUCUGAGUCCAUUAUCAUAUGAUGAGUUGAGAAGGAAACGUCUUGCAUAA